GGCGGCGGCGGCGGUGGCCGAGGAGGAGGAGGAGGAGGCGGCGGCGGCGGGGCUGUGAGGGAGCCGCCCCGGGGCCUGAGCCUCGGCGCCGGGCUGCGUUGGGGCCGGGCAGGGCCGGGCUGGGCAUGGCGGGCCGCGGCCGCCGCGCCUGGCUCAGCGUCCUCCUGGGGCUGGUGCUGGGCUUCGUGCUCGCCUCGCGGCUCGUCCUGCCCCGAGCCUCCGAGCUGGCGGCGGCGGCGCGGCCCCGCCGAGCCCGCCCGGUGGGCUGCCGCCCGCCGCCCCCCGCCGCCGCUGCUGCUGCCGCUGCUGCAGCCGCCGCCGCCGCCCAGCCGCGCCGCCCCGGCCCGCAGGCACGGAGCUUCCUCUUCGUGGGGGUCAUGACGGCGCAGAAGUACCUGAGGAGCCGCGCCGUGGCCGCCCACCGAACCUGGUCCAAAACCAUUCCUGGCAAGGUCGAGUUCUUCUCCAGCGAGGGUUCGGACACCUCCAUUCCCAUCCCCAUCGUGCCGCUUCCAGGGGUGGAUGACUCUUACCCACCCCAGAAGAAAUCGUUCAUGAUGCUCAAAUACAUGCAUGACCACUACUUGGACAAAUACGAAUGGUUCAUGAGAGCCGACGACGACGUUUACAUCAAAGGGGACAAACUGGAGAACUUCCUGAGGAGUCUGAACAGCAGCGAGCCCCUCUUUCUCGGGCAGACCGGCCUGGGCACCACGGAGGAGAUGGGGAAGCUGGCGCUGGAGCCGGGCGAGAACUUCUGCAUGGGGGGCCCCGGGGUGAUCAUGAGCCGGGAGGUGCUGCGCAGGAUGGUGCCCCACAUUGGCGAGUGCCUGCGGGAGAUGUACACCACCCACGAGGACGUGGAGGUGGGGAGAUGCGUGCGGAGGUUCGCGGGAGUGCAGUGCGUUUGGUCCUACGAGAUGCAGCAGCUGUUUUACGAAAAUUAUGAGCAGAACAAAAAGGGCUAUAUCAGAGACCUGAGGAACAGCAAAAUCCACAGGGCUAUCACGCUGCACCCCAACAAGAACCCCCCGUACCAGUACCGACUUCACAGCUACAUGCUGAGCCGCAAGAUAGCAGAGCUGCGCCACCGCACCGUGCAGCUGCACCGAGAGAUUGUCCUGAUGAGCAAGUACAGCAACACAGAAGUCCACAAAGACGACCUGCAGCUGGGGAUGCCGCCCUCCUUCAUGCGGUUCCAGCCCCGCCACCGGGAGGAAAUCUUGGAGUGGGAGUUCCUUACGGGCAAGUAUUUGUACUCGGGUGCCGACGGGCAGCCCCCUCGCAGAGGAAUGGACUCUUCGCAGCGGGAAGCGCUGGACGACAUCGUUAUGCAGGUCAUGGAAAUGAUCAACGCGAACGCCAAGACCCGGGGGAGGAUCAUAGAUUUCAAGGAAAUCCAGUAUGGCUAUCGCAGGGUGAAUCCCAUGUACGGGGCAGAGUACGUGCUGGACUUGUUGCUCCUGUACAAAAAGCACAAGGGGAAGAAGAUGACUGUCCCCGUCAGGAGGCACGCGUACCUGCAGCAGACCUUCAGCAAGAUCCAGUUCAUGGAGCACGAAGAGAUGGACGCCAAAGAGCUGGCCAGCAAAAUUAACCAGGAUUCCGGAUCCUUGUCCUUCCUCUCCAACUCGCUGAAGAUGUUUGUUCCAUUCCAGCUCAGCAGAUCAAAAGUGGAGAGGAAGGAGCUCAAAGACCAGAAGAUCAACAUCCUGAUUCCCCUCUCCGGACGUUUUGACAUGUUCGCGAGGUUCAUGGGGAAUUUUGAGAAGACGUGCCUCAUUCCAAACCAGAACGUCAAGCUGGUCGUCCUGCUCUUCAAUUCCAACUCCAACCCCGACAAAGCAAAACAAAUCGACCUGAUGAGAGAUUACCGCUCCAAAUACCCCAAGGCCGACAUGCAGGUUUUACCGGUGUCUGGGGAGUUCUCGAGGGCACUGGCUCUGGAAGUCGGAUCCUCUCAGUUCCAGAACGAGUCUUUACUUUUCUUCUGUGAUGUUGACUUAGUGUUUACCACAGAAUUCCUCCAGAGGUGUCGAGCCAACACAGUUUUGGGUCAACAAGUAUACUUUCCCAUCAUUUUUAGCCAGUACGAUCCAAAGAUUGUUUAUAGUGGAAAGGUUCCUAGUGACAAUCAUUUUGCCUUCACCCAGAAAACAGGUUUCUGGAGGAACUAUGGCUUUGGUAUUACCUGUAUUUACAAAGGUGACCUUCUUCGAGCCGGCGGCUUUGAUGUCUCCAUCCAGGGCUGGGGCCUUGAAGACGUAGACCUGUUUAACAAAGUCAUUCAAGCUGGCUUAAAAACUUUCCGAAGCCAAGAAAUUGGAGUAGUCCAUGUGCAUCACCCUGUUUUUUGUGACCCCAACCUUGAUCCAAAACAAUAUAAAAUGUGCUUGGGGUCCAAAGCUUCGACGUAUGGAUCCACGCAGCAGCUGGCUGAAAUAUGGUUUGAAAAAAAUGACCCGAGUUUUGGGAAAAGCAGCAAUACUAAUGGCUCAGUGAGGACAGCCUAAUGUCCAGCUAUGCUGGAAAAGACUUUUUUUUUAAUUAUCUAAUUUAUUUUUGGGAAAAUGUUUUUUGAUAAUUCACUUUUAAAAGACCACACAGGAUAUAUUUUAGAAAUCAUCGUUGUUUUCUUACAAAGUGCUCAUUUUGAGAAGAACAAGGCCGUUGGUUUUUUUGUUGUCGUUGUUGUUGUGUUUUUGUUUUUGAACAAAACUGUGAUCAAUAUUUGCCUUCAGACAAACAAACAAAACAUGUUUAAGAAUUAUCUGACCGAUCUGCGGAAGCCUGACUUGAAUUAGAAUUUCCUUAUGAACAAAAUAUUGUUUCCUACCUUUUCCAUUGCUGUCUUCGUUGCUAGGAUUCUGUAAAUUGGGACCUGAGCGUUCAAGCAGAGCGACAAAACGCUGUAUCUAAAAGCUGUUGAGACUGCUACAGUGCACAGAUUCUGCUUUUUUUUUGUUAAGGAUAGCCAUUAUUUUUAAAAUUGUGUUGGAACAAAAUGAAUCAGUGUGGCGUUGGUAGGGGUGUUCGUUGCAGGAGUUUUUUCAAAUGGCUGAUUAUUUCAGUUUAAAAUACACUUCCACUUGUUAUGGCCAGGCAACUUGAAGGGAGGGGAGAAAGUAAGCACAACCUGCAAUGAGAUGAGUCCUCGUAGAAAUUUUUGUCUUUUAUACUUGGUCUGUGUAUGGAUCCAAUGUUGGAAGAAUCCGUGGUGGAUUCUGUAUAUUAUCCUCAACCGCUGUCCUGUCUGGAGCUGAGGCCGUGUGAUAGAGAAAGGCUGAAGCAUAAAUGAAUGAAAUAAAUCAAAUGAGAAUCUCUCGCAGAAAAGCGACAGUACACACCGAAAAAUUAGAACUCCCUAACGAGGACUUUGAAAAAACUUCCAUACAAAGUGUACUGCACCUGAUUGCAUCGAUUUUGUUCGGUUACGUAAUGUUAAUGGGAACAAUUAUUACAUUUGAUUACUAGUUUUGUUUUGUUUGGUUUUGUUUUCUGUAUCUGAUAGACCUUUAAUUUAUUUAAUAUCCAUUGUUUUAGGUUCUUGACCUUUCCUUGAAUAUCUGUUAGUCAUUUUAAUAUUUUAUAUAUAUAUAUAUGUGUGUGUAAAUAUAUAUAUAUAUAUUAGGAAUGUAUUGCAUCUUCUCACUGAUAAGGUAGUGUACAUCAUAUUUGCAGCAAAUGAUCUCCAAAGAUUACUUUCUAAAAUAUUUUUUCAUGGAUCUUUUUUUUCCCAAAUUUCUUUAACAUUUUUGGAAUGACUUACGAAAGCUUAGGAAUUUUUUUGGUAUUCUAAGAGGAAUCGGGGAUGGGGAGGCUGAAUACAAGGAAAGUGUGAUCCCUGUGAAUUAACACCUAGCAAAGUUAGAGAAAAUAUACAAAAUAAAGUGCCUUAAAGCCAGAAAGGGAACCCUUUAUACUGAGACUUAAGCAGUGAAUGGACGUUGUCGUUGAAGCAGAUGAUCUGUCGGGACCUACCUACCUGUAAAUAUCUUGCUCAGCAGAAACAAAAAAUAAAAACCAGCGAACAAUAUAUUUUUCUAUCGUAUCCUCCAGCACCAUUUUGUCUCGUUGCUCUCAGUUCCACUUUGCCUACUCUUUGGGAAGUGGAGAAUGGCGAAAGAAAGGAGAAAAACCGAUGCUUAGGUUGUUGCCACGUCUGAGGGGAUCUUAUGGAGUAAUUGCUAUUCCAGUAGAAAAAAAAAAUAACCAUUGUUUACACAUGUAUGGAAUAUGAACUGCAACUAGCGUAGAGUCGAUGUCUUAUAAUGUUCAUCGUUUUUUGGUGACAGUCCCAAGGAUGUAGGUACUUGGAUGGAUUCAGUGCAUGGAAUUUUUUUUUUUUUAAGACUUGCUUCUAAGAUGCAAUAAAGAUUUUUUAUUUGCAA
Messenger RNA from Cygnus olor (mute swan), 4391 nucleotides. It is a transcript of the gene CHSY1, whose product is annotated as chondroitin sulfate synthase 1. The coding region runs from base 126 to 2513 and encodes 795 amino acids. NCBI's taxonomy places the organism in Eukaryota, Metazoa, Chordata, Aves, Anseriformes, Anatidae. Gene Ontology annotation, cellular component: Golgi cisterna membrane. The transcript has 3 exons. Gene Ontology annotation, molecular function: glucuronosyl-N-acetylgalactosaminyl-proteoglycan 4-beta-N-acetylgalactosaminyltransferase activity. The record is from RefSeq and is a predicted model, not a curated record.